This is a messenger RNA of Meleagris gallopavo (turkey), 1337 nucleotides long. RefSeq names its product G-patch domain containing 3 (gene GPATCH3). The record is from RefSeq and is a predicted model, not a curated record. NCBI's taxonomy places the organism in Eukaryota, Metazoa, Chordata, Aves, Galliformes, Phasianidae. Gene Ontology annotation, biological process: negative regulation of type I interferon production; positive regulation of DNA-templated transcription; negative regulation of RIG-I signaling pathway. Gene Ontology annotation, molecular function: nucleic acid binding.
CGUCCGCAGGGUCCGCCUUGGGACAGGCACAGAGACGUUUUCCAGUGGAGAGGACAUGAAGGCUGAGGGUGAAACCGUCAUGGAAUCGGACUUGAAGCGGCUGCCUGAGUUCAACCCCCCUUCCUUUAUGCCUUUUGGGAAUGUGGGCACCCCUCUGAAAGUCUUUCUGGAGCUGAUCCGUGCCUGCAGGCUGCCUCCCAGGAUCAUCAAGAAACUACAGCUGGAUUUCCCAAAGACAGGCUCAUCCCGGAGGUAUGGCAACGUGCCUUUUGAAUACCAGAACACUGAGACGGUUAUAGAAGAAGAAAGAGUUUACACUGCUACGGGGGAUGAGAUCACAGAGGACGAGGGGCCUGUGGCAAGAUCUGAGGUGACUGAUCCAGCCAGUGCUGAGGAAGAUGAGGUGGGGCAGGAAAAGGAGGAAGAGGAGUCGCACUCAGAUGACGACAAUGAUACCUGUGAAGAAUGGGAGCGACACGAGGCUCUGCAUGAGGAUGUGACCAAGCAGGAUCGUGUGGAGGAGCGGCUGUUUGAGGAGGAGAUUGAGCUGAAGUGGGAGAAAGGAGGCUCAGGCCUUGUCUUCUACACAGAUGCUCAGUACUGGCGGGAGGAGAAUGGAGACUUUGAUGAGCAGACUGCUGAUGACUGGGAUGUGGACAUGAGCAUCUACUAUGACAAAGAUGGAGGUGACAAGGAUGCUCGUGACUCAGUCCAGAUGUGGCUGGAACAGAGACUUCGAGAUGGUUUGGAGGAUGGGUCUACCUCAGGGCAGCAAAUUGGCACCUUUGAGAGAUACACCAAGGGCUUUGGCAGGAAGGUUCUGGAGCAGCAGGGCUGGACGGAGGGGCUGGGACUGGGGAGCAACAACUCUGGAAUGGCUGAAGCUCUUGACAAUGAGGGUCAGAAUCCCAGGUGCAGGAGAGGUCUGGGGUACCACGGGGAGAAACUGCCAGCAUUCAGCAAGGUGAAAAAGCCACGGAGAGAAACUCCUGUCCUCAUCUCAACCAUCUACGAUGACCCUGAGCCCAUGGACAGUGGUGACCAGCUGCUCAGGCGCCAGCCACCCACUGCCAUGAAGUACAGACUGGACAUGCCUUUCGUCCGGGCGUCGCGUGGCACUCUGGAGAACUCCAGCACUCAGUCACACUGAGCAGAGACUAUCGCAGAGCCUUCUUACUGCUCCUGCUCCUGUUGACCACAGGCUGGCUCCUGCUGGUCUCAAUACUGGAGUAGUUUGUUCAUAUAUUUAUUUUGGGAAGAAAUAAUUUGUAACGGAAAGUGCCCUGAUUAUUUUUUUUUACUCCUCCUGGAGCUAUUAAAGUGAGGGGAGAUAUUAA